GACAGGUUGUUGUGUGUAGCGGCGGCAGGCUGAGGCAGCAGGCGGGCAGCAGCAGGCCAGGCAGGCGGCGUGAGGCGUGUGUCUGCUCAGCCCGCUGGCUGCUUAUUAACACCACCAGCACUUUCAACACCUUGCCCCAUGCCGUCCAGCAGUGACACGGACAAGAUGGAAGGAGUGGAAGCAGUGGAUUCAGUGUCACAGGGAACAGAAGCGGCAGAGGCAGGAACAGAGGUAGUAACACAGGAUGAUGUGGUAGGAGGUACUGCAGCCUGUGUGAAGACAGAAGGCAAGGCUACUGCACCCAGUGUGAAGGCAGAAGGCAAGGCUUGUGAACCCAGUGUGAAGGCAGAAGGUGAGGCUAGUGAACCCAGUGAGAAGGCAGAAGGUGAAGAUGAGGCGUCCUCAGAGAACACAGACAACCCAGGUUCCUCAACACAGACGCUCAAGAAGGAGGUGGAUGAAGAGAAAGGUGAUGGUGAAGGAAAAGGAGAAGAAGUGGAGGGAACAACCAAGAAAGAUGCAAAGCCAGAACCCAGGAAAUCUGUUGAGAAGAACGUGGGCAUCACAGAGUAUGCUGGUGAUCAUGCCGGCUUCUUUGGCAUCAUCAAGCAGAGGUAUUGUGACUUCAUUGUAAAUGAAGUGAACAGUGGUGGUGAGAUUGUCUGCAUCACCGAGCAGAUGGUUCCUCACGAGCCAGAGGAAAUUCCAUGUGAGCCUGUUGAUCUUCCUCCAGAGCUUACCCCAGAAAAGAUUAAAGAGCUGAACAAACUGGCGGGUGUGAGGGAGCCACUCAGGCUGUCCAGAGUGCCCCCACCAUCCCUGGGAUCUGAGGCAGUGGGGGGAGCUGAUGAAGAGGCAGGGAAGGCAGAUGAAAGCCUAGACACAGACACAGAGAAAGUAUUGGAGGACCAAGACACAUCCAUGAAAGACGAGAGUGAGAAGGAAAAGGAAUACACAUCCAUGGAGGAGGAAGGAGAGAAAGAAUAUGAGGAGAAAGAGAAAAUGGAGGAACAUGAGGAUGAUGAUGACGAAGAGGAUCAUGAGAAUGAGGAGGAGGAGGAGGAGCACAUGCAGGAUGAAGAUGAAGAGGCAGGCAUGAAGGAAAAGAGUGAGGAGUCUGAAGCACAAGCCAAGGACAGUGACCAGAAGGAGAGGACGGAGAGAGAAAAUGGAGAAAGCGUCAAACCCAAGACUUCCCCCAAACCUCGUGCUCACGAGGUGCUGAUCAAUGUGGACAAGAUAGACAAAGAAGGCCGCACUGCUAUCCACCGAGCAGUGAAGGCCAAGUACCGCACGGUGGACAGUGUGUACCGGGAGCUGCCGGACGGGAGCCGCUACAUCGUGGUGCGCAGAAAGAAAGGUGAGUCAGCAAGUGCAAUACGGCGAGACAAGAGUCUGUGGCCCAAGGCUCAGAUGUACACCACCUUUGUACUCUACAAGGAGAAUGUGGACACCAUGGAGGCCAUCAACCACAUUGCCUGGAAGAUCAGAGUGAAGCCCAAUAACUUUGGCUACGCAGGGACCAAGGACAAGCGAGCGAAGACAAGCCAGCUGGUGUCUGUGAGCCGAGUUCCACCACACAAGCUGUGGAAUGCCACCAGAUUCCACAGAGGCAUCGAGCUAGGGAACUUCCGCUUCCGACCAACCCCUCAGAAGCUCGGCCAGCUGCGGGGCAACCACUUCAGAAUUGUGCUCAGAGAGGUGAAGGGGGCUGAUGAAUUGAUCACCUCAGCCAUUGAGUCCCUGAAGGUGCGUGGCUUUAUCAACUACUAUGGCCCACAGAGGUUUGGCACCACCAGCAUCCCCACACACACAAUCGGCAAGGAGCUUCUCAAGAGCAACUGGCAGCAGGCCAUCAAUCUCAUUCUCUUACCCCGGGAGAAUGACAUCCCCGAGCUGAACCGCUGCCGCAAGAAGUGGAAGAAGACAGGAGAUGCAGAUGCUGCCCUGCGUUCUCUGCCGAAGGGUUGGGAGUCUUCUGUGGAAGCUCAGUUGCUCAAGGGUCUGGUGCAGCUCAAUAGCAAUGACCUCGUGGGGGCUCUUGGCCGGAUCCCACGAAACACCCGACUGCUGUACCUCCACGCCUACCAGAGCUUCCUUUGGAACACUGUGGCCUCGCGUCGUAUACAGAAGUAUGGGCUGAAGGUGCUGCCGGGGGACAUUGUGCGUGUGAAGGACCACACGGCGGUGGAGGAAGAACUCCCAGUGACGACACCAUUUGACUCGCAGGGCAGCGGGGGCGAGGGGGAGAAGGUAGGCACUCACUGGUGGAAUGAGGAGGUGACCAGAGCUGUGCAGGAGAAGAAGGAGGCAUAUGCACUGAAGAUGCAGACAGAGGGGGUGAGUGAGGAGGAACAGAAAGAACGGCGGAGAAGGUACCAGGAGGCCAAGCAAAGGGCCAAGAAGGUAGUGAGAGAGAGCAAGCGUAAGUCAGAGGAGGAGCUCAGAAAGUAUUGGGCCAAGCUCGAGACUCUCCCCCCACAGGCAUUGGAGGACGAGAGCAACGACGGCAAUGAGUCUGAUGCGGAGAAUGGCACCAAGGAAGACAAGGUGGCCGUGGAAGGGGAGGCGUCCACCAAGCCUCCGAACCUCCACUUUCUGACAGAAGAGGAAGCGGAAAAGACAGAUAUUUGUGAGGUCUUGCUGCCACUGCCCGGGUACAAUGUAGAGUACCCAAAAAACGAAAUGAAGGAAUGGUAUGAAGAGUUACUGCAAGCUGAUGGACUCUCAUUUGAUUCCUUAAAACAUCGAGUCAAAGCAUAUGCCGUGGGUGGGGUGUACCGGCGGCUCCUGGUGCGUCCCAGCAAUGUGGCUGGCACCAUCUGUUACUACCGGGAUCCCACCAAGCCACUCAUCCAGUCUGACAUCGACAAGCUGCGGGGCAUUGACGUGAAGGACAAUGUUUUAACAGAGGGACCCAACAAGGGAGUCAUUGUGGAGAUGACACUGCCUUCCUCCUCCUAUGCUACCGUGGCCCUCAGAGAGUUGCUCAAGAUGGAGACGUCCUCACAGUUCCAAGCAACCCUGAACACUGUAGAAUACACUCCACGGAACAGGGACUUCAGCAGCCGGCGGGGGCGUGGUGGAGGCAGGGAGGAUGUCGGAGUGUGGAGAGUCCAGGGCCAGGGCUAUCGAGGCUCCUGGAGGGGCCAUGGCGAUGGGGGACCAUGGCACCAGGGGCGGGGCAGGGGUGGUGACAGGGGAGGGUACAGAGGGGGGUUCAGGGGAGGACGUGACUAUGGCUGGGGUGGAGGAAGAGGUGGGUGGAGAGGAAGAGGAGAGAAGAGGCCGAGGAGAGGUGGGGACAUGUGGAAUCCGAAGAGGGGGCGGUUCUGAUCAGCCGCCUCGUGUGGCUUCGCUGGCUGCCUGUGGCUACGUCUCACUCGGCUCUGGAACCUUGGAGGGGCUACGUAUUGAAGUUUUUCUAAUUCCACAUUUUAUUCUGGAUACAUGCAGUUGAAUUAUGUUUGUAGCGUUGACAUAUUCCUUCCGUAAAAUAGAGCUAAGUUUCUCAACAGACUCAUGUGCUGGCUGGAGUAACACACACACACACACACACACACACACACACACACACACACACACACACACACACACACACACACACACACACACACACACACACAG
Messenger RNA from Scylla paramamosain (green mud crab), 3627 nucleotides. RefSeq names its product pseudouridylate synthase 7 homolog. The transcript has 16 exons. Gene Ontology annotation, cellular component: nucleus. Bases 139 to 3336 code for a protein of 1065 amino acids. NCBI's taxonomy places the organism in Eukaryota, Metazoa, Arthropoda, Malacostraca, Decapoda, Portunidae. Gene Ontology annotation, molecular function: RNA binding; pseudouridine synthase activity. The record is from RefSeq and is a predicted model, not a curated record. Gene Ontology annotation, biological process: pseudouridine synthesis.